Molecule: messenger RNA, 8234 nt
Organism: Chiloscyllium plagiosum (whitespotted bambooshark)
Lineage: Eukaryota; Metazoa; Chordata; Chondrichthyes; Orectolobiformes; Hemiscylliidae
Source: RefSeq, a predicted model, not a curated record
AAUCAGGAGUAUUGAUGAGGAAAAUGUAUCUGAUAUGACUUUAGCAGGGCUUUCCCCAUCAGGUCCACUGGUCAAGUAAGAAAGAGCCCACGGGAACUGAGACAGACUGGCACAUUGGAUCCAGAGGGUGAUGGGAGUGGGAUGUUUUAGUGACAGAAGUUCCAGAAGAUUUGAGGCGCUUCAGACGUGACAGUGGAUCACUCGGUGAUAUAAUUUUUGACUUUUACGUGAAAAAUGCAACUAUGCCAUUGUAUUUGGAAAAAAUGUUAGAAGACACUGGUGACCUGAUGUAUAACACAGCUAAGGAAGACCAUUUCCAACCUACAUCUGAUCAAUCUAAGCACAGUGAUCCUUAUGUGACACAAAACAAAGGCAAUAUAAGAGGUGAUAGUCUUCCUUAUCUGGACAUUGAAGCUUUGGGCACAGAUCUUGAUGCGGAAAAGUCAGCGGAUUCCCCUCAUGCUCCAUCUGAUGUAGAACAAGAACUGCAGCUCUUUUACCAAAUGUUUGAGGACUAUUUGAAGUUUAAAGCUCACAGGACACAAAAAGAAGCAUCAGAUACAAGGAACAAAAUAGAAACAACCUGUAAAAAAAUACUUAAUGAAAAAGGAUCAAAGGAGGCUUCUUGGAAGAAAAACCAAGGAGCUGUCAGUAAAAAGUCUGGAGGCAGCCCUAGUUACCCACAUGAACAAACCAUGAGUGGGCACUCUCAGGUCGAAAAGUCAACAGGCCCAAUUCACAAGAACAUUUCUAAGCAGGAAAAAGAAUUUUCUUCAUUUGAAAGUCUUGUUAAAACAAUGCUUAAUACUCUUCCCAAUGCUUCGAAAGAGUCUCCCACGCAGAAAAAAGAAACAGAAUAUAUCCCAAACCAGUUGAAGCCAGGCUUUUCAAUGAAAGAGUCAAUCAUAAUUGAGAGCAUUCAGCACAUUAGUAAUGAUGUGAUUCCAACUGCAAAGUUCUCCCAAACAUUGUCAACUCUGAAUAAGACUACUGGAAAAGAACCUCAGAAAUAUGGCUCACAUUCUCUAAUCACAGCGCCUCAGAAAGAUUCCUUCUCCAUUUCAGCCAAAAGACCUCAGAAAAAUGAAUUCUCCAAGUCGACCAAAACUCCCCAGGCAGAUAACCUUUACAAGUCAAGUACAGCUCCUCAGCAAGAUAUCUUCCCCGUGUCAACCACAGCACCUCUCAACAAUGGCUUCAUGUUCAAUACAUUUCCUCAGCACAAUGCCGCCUUCAUGUCAAACACUGUUCCUCAGCAAAAUAAUGUCUUUACAUCAAGCAUAGUUCCUCACCACAGUGAAUUCUCCAUGCCAGCUACAGUUCUUCAGAAAAGUAAUUUCUCCAUGUCAACCAUAGUUCCUCAGAAGGGUAAUUUCUCCAUGUCAACCAUAGUUCCUCAGAAGGGUAAUUUCUCCAUAUCAACCAUUGUUCCUCAGAAAGGUAAUUUCUCCAUGUCAACCAUAGUUCCUCAGAAGGGUAGUUUCUCCACGUCAACCAUAGUUCCUCAGAAAGGUGAUUUCUCCAUGUCAGCUACAGUUCCUCAGCCAAAUGCCUUUUCCAUGUCAACUACUGCAUCUAAGCAAGAUAGUAGCUCAAACACACCAACCAACAUACUUCAAGAACACGUCUCAUCCACUUCAGUCAAAGGAUCUCAGAAAAUUGACCUUUUCACUUCAACAGAAGGAUCUCACAAACACAUCUUACCAACUCCAAACAAGCCAAUUCACAAACAUGGUUCAGGCACACCAACUGGGAUAUCUCCAAAGCAUAGUUCACCUUAUUCUACUAAGCCAUCUCAGAAACAUGGCUCACCCACUCCAACCAAAGUAUCUCAGAAACAUGGCUCAGCCACCCCAACCAAAGUAUCUCAGAAACAUGGCUCACCCACCCCAACCAAAGUAUCUCAGAAACAUGGCUCAGCCACGACAAGUAAAUCACCUCAGAAAUAUGGCUUACCCACCCCAACCAAAGUAUCUCAGAAACAUGGCUCGCCUACUACAAGUAAAUUGCCUCAGAAACAUGGUUCACCAACUACAACCAAAGCAUCUCAAAACCAUGGCUCAACUACCACUACCAAAUCACCACAGAGAUAUGAUUUACAUACUGUAACCAGCCAAUCUCAGAAUCAUAGCUCAUCUACCGUAACCAAACCUUCUCAAAGGCGUGGCUCACCCACCACUACCAAAGUAUCUCAGAAACAUAGCUCACACAGUCCAGCCACAAGCCAUAAUGUAACCAUGGGUGACAUUAAUACUGCACUAAAUUUGCUUCAAUCAGGAGGCCUUCACCCUCUAAAAAGCCACUCAUUAGCCAUGAAUGACACAGAAAUUAAUCAACAGAUCCAUCCAAAAAAUGACUCAACCACAGAAAAUACAAGAACUAAUCACCAGAGAGGACUGCUCAGGAGUUUGAUCAUUCCUGAAGGAGAUCUUCACCAUCAACAUAUAUUUAAUCCAAUUUUAAUCAGUGAACAAGUAACGAGCAUUCCUUCUCAUAAUCAGCUAUCCUUAGGGCAACAAUAUAAAGUAGACAGAUCAGCACAGCAAGAUAAUCAGGGAUUGUCACAGGGUCUACCAGAGAUCACAAAGAAUUCUGACUUACCUUCUCUUGAAAAUUUAAUGAACGAUUUGGACAAGCAGUUCUCAAAACGAAAACCAACCACGAAUGACAUAAAUAAUAUCAAAGCUGCCUUAGAUCAGUUGAAUGUAAUACUAUCAAAGACUGAAAAGAAUGAAAUUUCUGAAGAAACUUCUCAAAGCACUACUAAAGAGGUAACACUGGAAAAAAAACCUUUCAAAAGAGAACAAGGGUCAACGCAGCCAAAGCAAAGCCAGGGGUUGAUUAAUGAAAUGAAUGAAGGAUCAGUCAGAGGUCUCUUCAUUCAUAAUGGAAGUCUCAAGUAUGACCAUGCUGAACAAAAGAGGGGAUUGCCUAAUAGAGAGACACAGAGUAAUAUAGUCAUGAGCUUCUUGGAUAGCCAAAAUAUCCUAGGUCAAAAACAAGUUACAGAGGAGCUGAAACAUACAAAUAAAUUGUUAAAAGGGCUAUCAAACUCAACAUCAGAGGAGCCCAAUGUGCAGCAGCUGGAAAAUCUUCUAAUUGAAACCAAAAAAGAGUUUUCUCGAAGAAAUCCCAAUGAAAAUGAUGUAGGUAUCCUUGAAAAUGCAUUAAGACAACUUGAUGUAAUUGCAUCAAAUGGGAAAAGCAUCAUUAGGAAUAGCAGGUCCCUGACAUCCUCCAACAGGCCGAAACAAAAUGUGCCCCAAAGUGGGACGCAGAUAUUCUCCUUUCACAAUCAUACUCCAAAUUCUGCUUUGAAUAGCAAAUCUUUUAUGAUUUUCCUUACUUCUACCCAACACGCUUCUCUGAAUAGAAGACUGUCAAUGUCCUUUCAUAUUCCUGCUCAAAGAAUAUCCACACCAAUGUUGCACAGGAACAAACCUUCAACAUUAUCCCAAAGUCCUAUGCAAAAGGUUCCUGUAAAUAAUAAAUCUUCAAUUUCUCACUACAUGCCGAAGUUGAAUACAUAUGUUAGUAGAAAGUCAUCAAUGAUUUCCCACAAUCAUAAUCAAACAUCUCAGCUUAGCAAAAGGUCUUCUCCAGAACCUCCUCAUUCUAAUAUUAGGGGCUCUUCAAUUUAUUCCCAAGCCCUUAAACACGAUGAACCAAUGAAUUUCAGUUUUUCAGUAUCUCCACCCAGUUCUACUCAAGAUGCAUCCAAAAAUUUAAAAUCUAGAGUUUUGUUCAGUCCUCAUAAGGAUCCUUUUAACAGAAUCUCUCCAGUGACUUUCCAUGGGCCCAGUCAAAAUCCUUCUAGGAACAGAAUUCUAUCAAGAGUUUUCCAUCCUGCUUUUCAAAAUGCUUUCUUGAAAAGAUCAUCAGUGCUUUCCCACGGUCUAAAUCAAAAUAUUGCUAUGAAUGGAGGACCCACAUCAUAUCCUCAUAAUCUUGAAAACAUGAAACUUUCACUUGCUUCUCCUCAAAACAUUCAUCUGAAUACAGCACCCUCAACACUUUUGCCUGGACCUUUUCAGGGUAAUCCUAUGGAUGGACAAAGCCCAUGGUUUCCUCAUAUCGAUACUCCAGAUGGAGUUUCACUUUCCCACUUUCCAACACCAUCUAUUACUGUAAAUACAAGAUUUUCACCUUACCACAGUCACAUACAUUCUGCCCCUCAAUAUAAGAGAUCUUUACAACUUUCUCAAAAGCACACUCCGCCAUUUGCAUCCGGGAAUAAGCAAGCUUCAAAAUCUUCCCAUAAUCGUGCUCCAUCCGUGUCUGGGAGUAAGAGAUCUUCAAAACCUUCCCAUAAUCGUGCUCCAUCCAUGUCUGGGAGCAAGAGAUCUUCAAAACCUUCCCAUAAUCGUGCUCAGUCUGGUUCUGGGAAUAAACGCACUUCGAAGUCUCCCCAUAAUCGCACUCCAUCCACUCCUGGAAAUAAGCGAUCUUCAAAAUCUUCCCAUAAUCGCACUCCAUCUGGUUCUGGGAAUAAGCGAGCUUCCAAAUCUUCCCAUAAUCACACCUCAUCUGCCCCUGGGAAAAAACUAUCUUCAGAAUCUUCACACAAUUCCACUUCAACAGCCCCCCUGAAUAUAGUAUCCACAAGGGUUUUCAAUGCUCUUCCUCAAAUUACUUCUAUGAGUAGACAAAUUCCACACUUUCAUUAUACUCAUACUCCAAAUAUCCAGAAAACUAGUUCACCAAGCACUUCACAUAAUCGCAGUCCAACUGCCCCUGCAAAUAUAACAUACUUAAAGAUCUUCAGUGUUUCGCCUCAAGAUACUCUCAUCAAUGGACAAAUUCCACAGCAUCAACUUCCUCAUCCUCCAAAUAUCCACAAAAAUAAAUCACCAAACCCUUCAAGUAAUCUCAGUCCAACUGCCCCUACGAGUGCAGUAGUGUCAAAGGUUUUCCUUGUCACUCCCCAGACUAUUGUUUCGAAUGGACAAAUUCCACAGCACCAAGUUAUUCGUCCUCCAAAUAUGCGCAAAAAUACCUCACCAAACCCUUCACAUAAUCCCAGUCCAAUUGCCCCUAUGAAUAUAGUGUCUUCAAAGAUUUUCAUUCUUCCUCCUCAAGAUACUGUUAAUAGACAAAUUCCACAGUUUCAUUAUACUCAUAUUCCAAAUAUCCAGGAAAAUAGCUCACCGAGCCCUUCUAAUCCCAGUCAAACUACCCCUACGAAUAUAGUAUUGCCAAAGUUUUUCAUUGUUCCUUCUCAAGAUAUUAAGAAUGUACAAAUUCCACAGUUUCAUUCUACUCAUGCGCCAACUCUACAGAAAAAUAGCUCACCAAACCCUUCACAUUAUCCCAAUCCGACAGCCUCUAUGAAUAUUGUAUCGCCAAAGGUGUUCAUUGUUCCUCAAGAUACUCUCACCAAUAGACAAAUUCCACGCUUUCAUUAUACUCAUAUUCCAAAUAGACAGAAAAAUAGCUCACCAAACCCUUCACAUUAUCCUAGCCAAGCUGCCUCUAUAAAUACAGUAUCUCCAGAAGUUUUCAUUUUUCCUCCUCAAGAUACUCUCACCAAUAGACAAAUUCCACAAUUUCAUAGCACUCAUGUUCCAAAUAUACAGAAAAAUAGCUCACCAAACCCUUCACAUUAUCCCAAUCCGACUGCCUUUAUGAAUAUUGUAUCGCCAAAGGUGUCCAUUGUUCCUCCUCAAGCUACAAACAGACAAAUUCCACGUUUUCAUUACACUCAUCCUUCAAAGCGCCGUAAAAAUACCUCACCAAUCCUUUCCCAUUAUCCCAGUCCAACUGCUGCUGAAAAUAGCAGACUUCCGAUAAGCCCUCAUAUUUUUAGCCAUAAUGCACCUGUGAAUAUGGUAACCCCUAAGUUCUCAAAUAGCUUUUCUCAACCUACAUUGGGUGAUAGACAAGUCGUACAGUUUCAUCAUGAAUAUUCACCAAAAGUACUUACAAAUAAAGCUUCAAACCCUUAUGUUGCCUCUUUAAUUGCUGUUGCAAAUAGGAAACCUUCAACCCCUCCCCAAGAACACCAUAAAAUGUCUCCCAUGCAUCAAAAAACCCGACACUUAUAUCAAAUUCAUUCUCCAAAAGUCCCUAAGUAUAGAUUUUCACCAUCCAACAGUUUCACUCAUAUUACCCCAGUGAAUAGAUUAUCUACAAAGGGUUCCCGCAAGCCAACUUCAACUAUAUUGAUGAAUAAGAAAACUUCAAAACCUUCCCACAAUAAACUUCCAGCUGCCCCUGUGAAUAAGAAAACUUCAAUACCUUCUGGCAAUCCUAUUCCAACUACUCCUGUGAAUAGAACAUUCUCAACAAUUCUGAGUGGUUCAAAUGGUCAACAGAUUCCAGGGUUUAAUGAAAUUCAUAACCAAAACACUUCUAAAACUAGAUUUUCAAAUUCGUCUUAUAUUCCCAACCCAACAGAUUCUAUUAAGAAGAGAACUUCAAAUCAUUCCUACAAUCCCACUACAACCAUAGUGAAUAGAAAAUCAUCAAACCAUUCCUACAGUCCCACGCCAAAUACCCCUGUCAAUAGAACAACUAUCCGUUCUUACAGUCCCACGCCAAAUACCCCUGUCAAUAGAACAACUAACCGUUCUUACAGUCCCAUGCCAAAUACCCCUGUCAAUAGAACAACUAACCGUUCUUACAGUCCCACGCCAAAUACCCCUGUCAAUAGAACAACUAACCGUUCUUACAGUCCCACGCCAAAUACCCCUGUCAAUAGAACAACUAACCGUUCUUACAGUCCCACGCCAAAUACCUCUGUCAAUAGAACAACUAACCGUCCUUACAGUCCCACGCCAAAUACCCCUGUCAACAGACGAACAACUAACCGUUCUUACAGUCCCACUCCAAAUAUCUCUGUCAACAGGCGAACAAAUAACCAUUCUUAUAGUCGCACUCCUAAUACUCCUGUCAAUAGGAAAUCAAACCCUUCUCACAAUCCCAGUCCAUUUGCCUCUGAGAAUAGGAAAUCUAUGCCUCUGCCCACUCCACCUGUCGUCUUACAUAGGAGAAUUUCACCUUCUCACAAUCCCACUCCAAAUGCUCCUGUGAAUAAAGUAACCUCGGUGUUUUUUGUUCAACCCCCUUACAUUACUCCUGUUAAAGAACAAAUACCAUGGAUUCCUCGUAUUAACUCUCCAAAUACCCUUAUCAAUAGGAAUUUAUUAAAACCUCGUAAUCUCUCUCUAACAGCUCCUGUUAACAGAAGGUUAUCGAUACCAUUCCCUAACAGGUCUCCAGAUCCUUCUAAUGAUCCUAUUCCUAUUACCCUUAAAUACAGAAGGCCACCAAACUUUCUCCACAAACCCACUAAAAUUAAUUCCAUGAUGAGGAAACCCCAAACAUUUUCCCACAGUCAGAUAAACAAGGCUCCUAAUUCUAGUAGAGCUUUGAAAUCUGCCUACUUUUCUUCAAACGGAAGGCCUUUUUUAUCUUCUCAAAGUUCUGCAAAGUCUCCCUAUAUGUCCCGUCACAAAACUCAACUUAUUAACAUUACAAAACCGUGACGCAGUUCACAAUUCUCUAAAGCCAAUCAUCAGAGAAGGACAUGCAGCCGACCAAAAUGAAAAGCUACAGCAGCUUAAAGUUUUGGACCAAAACCUUGAAAAAAGCCCUUUGAUUUCUACCAGUUGGUCUAAUCAAAAUGCAGAUCAGCAGCAACUCUGCAAAUAACAAAUAGCUACAACAAGGAAGACAAGUCAUUAGGAGAUAUGCAGUGAAAUAAUUGUCUAGAUGGCAGACCAAAGAACAGACGUUGAUAAAUACGUGGAGAACUCAGUCUAAGUGGCACUGCAGUAAUAUCCGAAUCCAACACAAGGGAGUUUCUUCUGCAGAGAGGUGACAAGUCAACUAUCUCCAAAACCUUUGAAAGUUUUUAAAGAAGCAUUUCUAAAAUGAUGAAAUCUUCAUACAUGUCACUGGAAAUGACAUAUGUAGUUAAAGGAAAUCAUUUGCAAUUGGCUGUUAUAAAAUAACUCAUUGUACUUUUGAGUUUCAAUGUGCUACAUCUGUGCAUUAUCAUAUGGAUAAAUAACAUGUAGCUUCAAUUGUCCUUUGCCUGCUCUCCACUGGUGAAAGGAUAAGACGACUGAUACCAUGGGAUUUGAGCAUAUCCUAUUUACCAGAAAAUUAUUUGGUUAGAAGUGAAAUAUUCUCCAAACAGUUUGAGAAUACAGAGUUUACCAAAUUAUAAAAUGAAUAAAAAGUUGGUAAAUAUGAAAGAGACAGGUCUCAAGUUGAAUCCUGCUUAUAUA